This is a messenger RNA of Knipowitschia caucasica, 6150 nucleotides long. NCBI's taxonomy places the organism in Eukaryota, Metazoa, Chordata, Actinopteri, Gobiiformes, Gobiidae. The record is from the annotation of a GenBank genome assembly.
AUGCCAGCGGUUUUCCUCCUGCUGCGGACCCUGGUUAUCAGGCUGCUCAGUAGCAGACUGGCCGGCUCAGUGGCACAGUUCCUCAGGAGAACACUGUCUUCAGGCGCUGCUCAUCUGAGCACAGCACUCCGUCACGUCUGGGACCGGCUCCGCUCACAGGAGUCUAAAGAAGCCGUCCUGGGCUGUGUGCUACUGACAAGGAGACGGGCAGAGGGCUCUGAGAGGGAUGUGAAUGACUUUGUUUUGGGGAUCAUUUGGACGACAGAAACUGGACACUGUUGUGUUUGGGAGCCAGCCAUGUCUGAGAGCAUAGUGAGGAAGGUCCAGCCCUUCACUAUAGGGACAAGGCUGUCUGUCCCAACAAAGUGUCAGGACUUUACACCAAAUUAUCUGCAGAGCUCGAGUCUGGACAACUGCACUCUUCAGCACAACUUGAACUCUCUUUACCUUAGCCGCUCUGCGGUCUGUGCCCAUGGCCCCCAGGGGUCCCCUGUGCUGCAGACACCAGUGAGACAGGAGCAGGAGGACAUGGCAGCGGAGGACCAGCUGAACCAGAACAUCGCCUCAGCCGCCGCAGUUGCCCGCUCCAUAAAGAAAAUCACUAUAUCAGUAAACGGGGAGCGAGCUGAGCACAGGACAGCCAAGAGAACAGCAUGUGUGUUUGUGCCAGGGGCCACAGAGAACAAUAACAACAACAACAACAUCACUGACCAAAGCUUUCCCAGGAUAGUGGGAGUGAGCUGCGAGAAUAAACCAAAGUCGCAAUUCAAGGUGCUGCUGAGAAGAGAGAGCUGCAAUGAACAGACAGCGAAGGCAGAACAGCCCAGUCCACACCAGGUCUCUUCACCUGAUUCUGAGUCUCAGGGGAAAGACAUUCUUCCAGUGGCUGCGGCUGAAGGAUCUGCAGGUGAUUCAUCCCAAAGCGACAGCUUCACUCAACGGAACUCGCUCUUCAACAAGGAAGUGCUGCAGGCAGAAGCUUGGAUCAGGGGAAAGCUCCAGGACCUGAAGGAUGGCCGUAAUAUCAAUCCCUGCACCCUCAAAGACUGGGAUGAGGCCUGCCAGACUCUGCAGAGGGACCUCAAAGACUUUGAAAACACCUUGAUUCAACUCAACCAGAUGGGUGAACAGUUGAUCUGCAAGAUGAAUCCCACUGCAGACUCGGUCAAGAAGCGACUGAGCCAUCUGCGGGAUUUGUGGCAGACGCUGAAGCAGACGGCUGCCAAUCAAACAAAGACUUUGUGCGGAGCCAAGAGUCUGCAAGAGUUCAACGCAAAAGUGGAAAAACUGGAGGCGUGGAUCAAAGAGAAGGAAGAGCCCACGUCCCUGGCCAAUAUCCUCGGAGAGAGUGUGGACAAGAUGCAGCUGACCAGGCGGAUUUUAGAUCUGAAACAGGAUGAGCAGCUCUACAGACAUCUAUAUGAGGAGAUCAACCACUUGGCCUUCAAACUGGAGAAGCAAGGCAAAGCAGAUGGGAAAAACGUCAGCAACCAGAGGAAACACGUCAAUAAAAUGUACACAUGGUCGUUUGAGAUGAGCUGGUGGCUCCGAGUUCAAGCUCAACUGAAAAACUAUCAUGAGAAUCUUCAGCUGGCUCUGGAGGUGUCGUCCUUCUAUCAACAAGCCGAUACUAUCUUGUUGGCCAUUCACAACAUGAGAAAAGAUGCAUCUAAAGAGUUGGACAAGCUUGGAGACCAGGAGGUGCAAGAUAUCGCAGGUCAAAUUAUGAUGUUGGAUGUGAGUGCGUCUCGCCUCUCUAACCUGCAUCCAACGCUCACGACCGGUGUCCUUCAGAAACAAAGUGAACUGAAAGAGUCGUGGGCACUUCUGCAGAAUACUCUCAGCCCCACUGCCCCCAGAGACGAGGGAGACCCUUCAACCAGGGAGCAGUGCACCGUGGGAACUGAGCUGCAAAGGACCAUGGGAAAGGAGGUGAAGGAGGAGCAGAAUCGGCUAAAGGGUUUUGUGAGCGCUGCGGAUUGCACUGGUCAAGCUCAGGAGCAAGAUUCAGCUUUCCUUUCGUCACCCAUGGGAGAGGCGGCUGUCUGUGCCAAUGAUGUCAUCGCCAGACUGCAGCUGAAGGGGGAAAGCAGGAAGCUCAAAACUGAGCCCAAGAAUGACACCGCCCAGCCAGGCCACCCACCGCUCCCCGUCCAGCUCCAGAAGUUCACUGUGUCUGCAGACAAGACUCUGUCCUGGCUCAAAGACAACGUGUCCUUGGCCACUCAGAUCUGCUCCAUGGCCAGUGGGGAGGGCCUGGAAGCUGCCCGUAAGUGCCAACAUGCUCUGGAGCAGGAGAUACUCAACAACAGGACAAGGAUCGAGGUCGUGAAGAGGGAAGGCCGUGGGCUGGUCCGAGCGCAGCACCCGGGCAGCUCCAGGAUCCAGGAGUUCUUGUGUCAGCUUGAAGUGUUGUGGGACGAGCUGCGGAGGAGGCACCAGAGAAACGCACUAUUCCUGCAGGCUUCUGAGGAGCUGGGAUUCAGGGUUGUGAAAGUGCUCCAGGCUCUGGGCAGUCUGGACGCUUGGCUGGAGUCUGUGGAGCUUUCCAUGAAGGAGUCCUCGUUGGCCGCUGACCCUGAAACUAUGAGUGCGGCUGAACGACAGAGCUGCCUCCUGGAGAGAGAGGUGACGGCAAGGGGCCUCGAACUGAGCGCGCUCAGACAGGAGGUGGAGCGGCUGCACUGCCACACUCACCCUCUCACACGAGAGCUGCCCACGCGUAUGCACGCCGUGGAGAGAAAGUACCAGCGCGUCCAAAGUGCCCUGACGCAGCAGAGUUCAGAGCUGCAGGACACACGGAUGCUGGCAGAGUUUCUGGAGCAGGUCGAACUCGAGGAGAGUCAGUUCAACCCAGGACAGCCACUUCACAGUGAAAUGUCCCCAGCUCCGACUCUCCUGGAGCUCCGGGGCCGCUGUGAGUCCCUGCUAGGGCCCCUGGGAGACCCUACGGAGGAGUUGCGGGAGGCGGUGGAGAUGCUCAAUGACACCGUGAGGGAGAGAGGGCGCUCACUAAACCACGAUUCCGCCGUGCGUGAGCUGCUGAGCAAGCAUGCGAGCCUGGCUGUGCGUGUGGAGGAGAGCCUGUCCCGCAGUAAGGACCUUAGCCUGGACAUCCUGGAGAAGCAGACCGACAUGGCGGUGCAGUGUGAGCCAGAGCACUGUGGUCUGGACGCUCUGUGGGAGGAGCAGGACCACCUGGAGAUCGACUAUGAAGUCAUCGGCGAGGAGGUGAAAGCGGUGGAGAGCCGGGCCACGCGUCUGGAGCAGCUGUGCCCAGAGAGAGUGCACGUUUUUGGGACUAAGAUCCAGGCGACACUGGGGGCCUGGGCGGAGUUGGGGGCCAGUGUGAAGGAGAACAAAUCUAGGCUGCGAGAGUUUGAGCGGCUACAAGACUUCUUCAGGAGCUAUCUGCAGAUGAUCUCAUGGACUGAAGACACACGCUCCUGCAUAUUCUCAGACACUGCUAUGCAUCUUGGGAAAGAUGGAGAGCCGCCAAUCGCUUUAGAGCUGGAUUUGCAGAUCGAGCAGAAGUUUGAGGAGUUUGAGGUGCUGGCAGCUACAGGGAGGAACAUUUUAGACAAAGAGCAUCACCUCUGUCAAAUGGUGGGAGAGCGCAUGGAGGAGCUGAGGAGUAUGCUGGGCUGGAUCUCAGUGCAUUGGAGAGCCCAAAAACAACAGUGGCUUCAGAAACAGGAGGAACAGGAUAACGUUUACUCCAUCAUGUGCUCAUCCUUGGCGAAGCCUGAAGCACGUGAGCAGCAGGAGGACCAGUCUGUAUAUUCUCUGGUCCUUUCCAGUGACGACGAAAAGCAACAUUCUUCAGCUUUGGAAAACUCUUUUGUUUCGUGUCCAAAUAAGCCAACAGAGGAGGCAUACCAGGUCAUGAAGAGCGUCCCUCUGCCCAGCGCUGACCUGAAGUCCCCAGAGUCUCCCAAAUCCUCAGUGUUCGUCCUCAAAGACAAGAGCAGCCCUGGUUUGGGGAACACCGUCAACCUCAUCCUCAGCUUUGGAAACACAGGGAACAGCCAGGUGCAAGUGCUGGGGGAAGAUGAGGAGACGUCUGAACCUCUACGCAGGCCCGCUGUGCCACAACCUCCUGCCCGCAAAACCUUUUGGAAGCGCUGCCAGGGUCUUUUGGAAAAUACUUUGGGUAGUUUAAAGAGAAAGAAAAAGAAAAAAAUUUAUCGGCAGAGUGCAAACGAGGUAAGCACCUACUUGCACGUCAAGGAUAGCAGCUUCACUUCGGGGCCUGUGUAUGAGAACAUCACCCUGCCUCGCCUAAAGAGCCACUCAGCCUCUUCCGCCUACACGCCAUCGCCUCCUCGCUCUCCAUCCACACUCACCAACGCAUCACAGACGACAAACUUCCACCUGCCCACGAGCGGGACCACUUCAAUAUUCAGCAGUCUCAAGCGAAUCGGCAAGAGGCGGAAACGCAAACGAGACAUCCGACGGCAUAGCAUUCAAAAGAUCAUUGGUGUAGAGGAGCAGGAACACGAGGAUUCAGUGGACUCCGGAGUGUCGAGUUUGGGCAGCGUGAAGCUUUCUUCGGACAUACCCAGUCUCGAUAACCCUUCGUCGAAAGCCUUUGUGGGUAAAGUGGUGUCUUUGGACGUAGGCUGCAUCCCAAACACCGGGGAACUGGGCAAAGCAAACGUGUCGAGUGAAUUUGAAUCAGAAGCUGUGCACGUUGACCACCAGCAGUUUGAAGAAGUUGAGGAGGAGUUGGAAGGGAUUUGGAGUCAGCAUUUUCGUAAUAGUAUUUGCUCAGAUAUCAUGUACCAACCCAGUCAAGAGGAUACAUUAUCAGUCAUCGACCAGCCUGUUCAACUAUCGCCACCCUCAAAGAGCCCGUCGGUUUUCUUCCGAGAUUUGGUGACCACUUCUGCACCUAAUCUCCUUGUAGCUGAGUUUAAACUUCCACCGUCCGUCCAAAGUCGACUGGGUUAUGACAAGAAUCCCAGUCGGCACCUGUCCUCCCUGGGCGCGGGAGAGAGGAGGUCGUGGGCCGCGUUCACAAACCGAGAACCUGUGUAUUCUUGCUCCAGUGGGACGACCGUGGCUGUGAAUGAAACUGCUUCAGAUCCAUUGAAGCUGCCGGCGAUAGAGGACAGUCAGAGAUACAUUUACCACUACAGAGAGGAGGAAGAGGAGGAGGAGGAAGAGGAGAAGGAUGAAGAGGCGAGGGAGGAAGGGCACACUGGCUGUCCCAAGGGCGUGGAAGGCAGCUGUCAACAAACCUCUGAACUCAUGGGAACGCAGCAUCACACAACGGCCACAAGAGAACGCUGUUUCACUUUGAGGCCAGAACAGAGUAUGGAGGGGCCCCUGGAGAGGAAGCAGCGACUGCAGCUUGGAGGGAAGAAAGCCGCCUCUCGAGGAUGGAGCUGCUUCCACACUGUCCUGUACAGACACACCUUAUGCUUCUACCAGGAUAAAAAGGAUAUUCUCAGGAGUUCCAGUGGUGGUCUGCCCUUGAAUCUCAUCGGAGCAGAGUGCGUACCAGCUCCAGAAUACACCAAGAAACCCAACUGCUUCCAGCUCAGACUCCGAGACGGCUCUGAAUACCUGCUCAACGCCUCUUCACGACCGCUGAUGAAGAAAUGGAUCACAAAAAUACAAGCAAACACAGGACGACUCGAGGCUGGAUCUUUGACAUCAGAGCUCUGCAGUGACGUGGAUCAUCCUUUUUCUGUGACGUCCUCUCCUCAUGAAGUCACCUCCACGUUUCCACGCAUCAAACCGCGAGGCCCAGUCCGCCCCGCGCUGCUCCUGACGGACUUCAGCCACGAAGAGGAGGAGCAGGACCCCUCCUCUACAGUGGGGGUAUGGGGUGGUGAGGAUGACAUCAGCGUGACUCAAGCAGACUCUGAGGACGCCGUCUGCAGCCAGCGCCGCUCACACUCCUUCACUUCAGCCACAUAUCAGAAGAUCAGCCCCGUGUUGAGCCCCGGGGCCAGAUCUGUGGAGAGGGGGGCUCUCUGUGUGACUUUGCUGCUGGGGGACAAAUCACAGGACGUCCCAUGUGUCUCCCACGGCGACGCCCCCAUGAUGGAUGAGGACCGCGGCCUGAGGUCCUACACCAGCCUGCCCCGGCCGCGCAACCAGUCAGUCUUCAAAAAGUUCUUUGGGAGAAAAGACGAUUGA